UUUUUUUCUUUGGAUUGUCGUACUCGACAGGCUAAGACCAUUGGUUGGUCCAUCUCGCCGAACGUGAGCUUUGUAAUGUUUGUUUGAAAUAGUGAUUUUACAGUGGAAAUCCUUUGUAAUUAUUCCUUAUAUUUGUCGCAUUUGUUCCCUAAUUUGUUCCUUCGGGUUUACGCAACAAUGUUCCUCCGUCGCAUAGCUUCGGCACUGAUACGGCCCUCGUCAUGCCCCAAGGUGUCCCUCUCGACGGCCACUUCACCACAGCAAACCCAGCGGGAUGAUUUCCGCACCGGAGAAACUAAUCCGGCACUGCACAGCAAAAGCCACCUUUCGCGGUUCUACACAAUUCCGGCCGACGUCCGGAAGCAAGUGUUUUCCUACGGAGGAUUCCCGAAGACGUUCGAGAAGCAGAUCAAAACCUUCAACGAGAGUUGUUUGAUGGUGCGGGAACCGGCUGUGGAGUUGAUCAAUUACAUGAACGGAGCGGAUUACAGUAAACCCGCCAAUCGGUUCGUUCUGUACGGGAAGGAUGGCGUUGGGAAGUCGAUCGUAUUGGCCCACCUUCUGCAUUACGGAUACAACCAGGAAUUUGUGCUGGUCCACGUUCCAUGGGUGCCCAACUGGAUGAAGCGAGCGAAGGAAACGGCCAACUCGACCACCCACGAGGGCUGUCUGGAUUUGCCAUUGGACGGAGCUGCUUGGCUGAUUCACUUCAAGAACCAGAACUCGAAGCUGUUGGCCAAGUUGGAUCUGAAGGUAAGUCGGGAUUACGUGUGGACCAAGCGGGAAACGACUCCGGCCGGGGCACCAAUGCUGGAACUGAUCGACCACGGAAUAAAUAGGGCGAAGUUUUCGUGCGACGCGAUUGCGGCCCUCCUGGGGGAACUCAAGCAGCAAUCUACCCAGGGUAAGCUUAAAACGAUGGUCAUCAUCGAUGGGUUCAAUGCGUUCUUCCAUCCGCAAACGAGAAUUACCACCGAGAACAAGGUACGGGUGACGCCCGACAAAGUGACCCUGACCAAGCCAUUCCUGGACAUUACGCGCCCCGAUUGGUCCAAUGGCGUUUGCAUUUUGGCCGUGGACCGGAUGGCACUGACCGAAGACCGCAUGGAGUCGGAACUGCCGAUGUACCAGCUAAGGAGGGAGGGUUUCGAGCAUUUGGACCCGUUUGUGCCGAUUCGGGUGGACAACUACUCGGAGGAGGAGUACUACAGCUGCGUGCAGUACUAUCUGAACCGGAAGUGGAUCCAGACGACGGAGCAGGGAUUCGAUAAGGAGCUGGAGUUUUUGAGCGGGCGAAAUCCGUUCAAGCUGAUGGAACUGUGCGCGAGUUUGUAGAUUGUUUGGAAAGGUGGUCUCGGUGAAUAAAGUUUAGGAAUGAGGAAA
Molecule: messenger RNA, 1383 nt
Organism: Aedes aegypti (yellow fever mosquito)
Lineage: Eukaryota; Metazoa; Arthropoda; Insecta; Diptera; Culicidae
Gene: mRpS29
Product: 28S ribosomal protein S29, mitochondrial
Exons: 2
Coding region: 178-1335 (385 amino acids)
Biological process (GO): apoptotic process
Cellular component (GO): mitochondrial ribosome; mitochondrial small ribosomal subunit
Molecular function (GO): structural constituent of ribosome
Source: RefSeq, a predicted model, not a curated record